AUGAACGAGCCCAAGAAGCCUCGGCUGGAAGCGGAGCAAGGUGGGGAUGACGCGGACCAGGGCGUCCUCAAGGCCAUGGAGGGCCUGGAAUCGCUGCAGGAUGAAUUGGACAAGGUGAACGACGAGGCCAGCGAGAAGGUGCUCCAGCUGGAGCAGCAGUACAACAAACAGCGCAAGCCGAUCUACGCGCGGCGCGGCCAGAUGAUCGCCAAGAUACCCGAGUUCUGGAAGACGGCGUUCCUGAACCACCCGGUGCUGUCGGACCUCAUCACAGAGGACGACGAGGAGGCGCUCUUCUUCCUGGCGGAGGUGAUGGUGGACGACUCCGAGGACAUAAAGAGCGGCUUCAAGAUCACGUUCCGGUUCAACGCCAACCCCUACUUUGAGGAUGGGGAGCUCCAGAAGUCUCUGACCUUUGCAGAGGAUGGGACGCUGCAGGUGGACGGGACGCCGCCCAACUGGAAGGACGGCAUGGGGCCCUCUCAAAAUUACACGGUCCAGGAUGGCAAGAGGGGCAGAGAGCAUGUGUACAGCUUCUUUCAAUGGUUUGUGGAGUCUGGCACACUGGACAGCGGGCACCAGGACGAGAUUGCGGCCAUCAUCAAGGACGAAAUCUGGCCCAACCCAUACAAAUUCUACCAGAACGAUCUGGAGGACUUUGAUGGUUUCAAUGUGGGCCCAGACCCUGAGGUGUUUGACGAAGAUGAGGAAGGUGAUGAGGAUGACUUCGACGAAGGGUACGAUGAGGCGGAGUGUCCGGACGGGCGCGGGCCGAAUUCCGUCCCGCCCCCUGCUGGCGGGGUCCCCAGAGAGUACGAGCAGGACGACGAAGACGGGGAGGACGAGGAGGAGGAAGACGAGCGGGAGGGCUGA
Molecule: messenger RNA, 873 nt
Organism: Ostreobium quekettii
Lineage: Eukaryota; Viridiplantae; Chlorophyta; Ulvophyceae; Bryopsidales; Ostreobiaceae
Source: the annotation of a GenBank genome assembly